Messenger RNA from Oncorhynchus tshawytscha (Chinook salmon), 3387 nucleotides. Its product is annotated as zinc finger protein 2 homolog. The record is from RefSeq and is a predicted model, not a curated record. The coding region runs from base 117 to 2042 and encodes 641 amino acids. The transcript is spliced from 2 exons. NCBI's taxonomy places the organism in Eukaryota, Metazoa, Chordata, Actinopteri, Salmoniformes, Salmonidae.
CAGUCAAAGAGGAGGAGGAGGAGGAGAGAGCAGUCAAAGAGGAGGAGGAGUCCACAGAGUCCCCAGGUUCUUACUGUGGUGUUCCAGCCCAGAGAACCUCACAGCAGGGUCCAGAGAUGGUCUCAGUGAAGCUGGAGGACUGCAGUCAACCACUGGAACUCAAUGUGAUUGUCAAAGAGGAAUGGGAGGAGAGAGGAAUCAAGGAGGCGAUAGAAGUAAAAGAGGUAGAUCAGAGAGCAGUCAAAGAGGAGGUGGAGGAGAGAGCAGUCAAAGAGGAAGUAGAUAUGGCAGUCAAAGAAGAGCAUGGGGAGAGAACAGUCAAAGAAGAAGAAGAGGAGAACAGUGAAGUGUCUGCUCCAGAUCGAAGGGAAGAGGAGGAGAACAAUGAAGUGUCUGCUCCAGAUCUAAGGGAAGAGGAGGAGAACAAUGAAGUGUCUGCUCCAGAUCGAAGGGAAGAGGAGGAGAACAAUGAAGUGUCUGCUCCAGAUCGAAGGGAAGAGGAGGAGAACAAUGAAGUGUCUGCUCCAGAUCUAAGGGAAGAGGAGGAGAACAAUGAAGUGUCUGCUCCAGAUCGAAGGGAAGAGGAGGAGAACAAUGAAGUGUCUGCUCCAGAUCGAAGGGAAGAGGAGGAGAACAAUGAAGUGUCUGCUCCAGAUCUAAGGGAAGAGGAGGAGAACAAUGAAGUGUCUGCUCCAGAUCUAAGGGAAGAGGAGGAGAACAAUGAAGUGUCUGCUCCAGAUCGAAGGGAAGAGGAGGCAGCAGUAGAUAGUAUCAGUGACCCAGGAGAGAGCUACAACCCAGGUUCAGACAGUGAGCCCAGUUCCACAGCAUCAGGAAACCAUAAACACAGACAGAGGAACUCAAGACAGAAACAUCACCACUGCAUGGACUGCUUCACUAGUUUCUAUGAUCCAGAGGAGUUGAGAAGGCACACUUGUAGGCCAAGACCCUACACAGAUUGCAGUGGCAGCUUUAUUUGUCCAACUCACCUCCUACCACACCAACAGACUCUCAAAAUAAAGAAGAUGUACCCGUGUGGUCAAUGUGGGAAGAGAUUUCAGACACCAAGCAGCUUGAAGAUGCACCAGCUUACUCACACAGGAAAGAAGUCGUACCACUGCUCCCAGUGUAGUAAGAGGUUCUGUCGUGUAGACGCCUUAAAGUAUCACCAGAGAAUACACACAAGGGAGAAGCCUUUCCACUGCUCCCAGUGUGGGAAGACAUUUGGUUCGUCAUUCAAUUUGAAGCGACACCAGAAAAUACACACAUGGGCGAAGCCUUUUCACUGCUCCCAUUGUGGGAAGAGCUUCGGUGAUGAAGAAAGUCUAAAUAAACACCAAAGAAUACACACAAGAGAUAAGACUUUCCACUGCUCUGAGUGUGGAAAGAGCUUCAGCAAGGGAGGAAAUCUAAAGGAACAUCAGAAAAUACACAAAGGGGAGAAGCCAUACAGCUGUGAUCAGUGUGGGAAGAGUUUCAGUCAAACAGGAGUCCUAAAGAGACACCAGCUAACUCACACAGGAGAAAAGCCUUUCAACUGCUCCCAGUGUGGGAAGGAUUUCAGUCAGUCAUCACUUCUGAAGGGGCACCAGCUAACGCACACAGGAAAGAAGCCUCACCACUGCUCUGACUGUGGAAAUAGUUUUAAAUUGGAAGGAAGCCUUCAGAGUCAUCAGAGAAUACACAGUGGAGAGAAGCCACACCACUGCUCCCAAUGUGGGAAGAGCUUCAGUUGGGUAAGAGACCUAAAGAAACAUCAGAGAGUACACAGAGAGGAGAAGCCUUUCCACUGCUCCCAAUGUGGGAAGAGCUUCAAUGAGAAAGGAAAUCUAAAGCAACACCAGAGAAGACACUCAGGAGAGAAACCGUACAGCUGUGAUCAGUGUGGGAAUUGUUUUAAAUGGAAACAAAGCCUGAAGGAACAUCAGAAGGCAAAGCACAGUGCAGUGCCAGACCAUGGCCUUAUAAUUGUGUUGCCAAGCUGGGCAUCUACAUAUCUAAUUAAUAUUGACACUAACCAGAUUUCCAUCGAACCUUUUUAGGCGAGUAAGUCAAAAAGUUCAAUUUUUAUUUGUUACAUCAAAAGUUAAAUGGAAAAGGAGCUUUUAUGUGCUCUCUGUCAUCAUGCACUGUUUUCUAUCUGUCUGUUUGGUGGAAACAUCACUGGUGGGAAACAGUUUAUUGAUGUGGAUUUUAGAAUAUUCACAUGAAAAUCUGUCUUCAAUUGGAUGAAAACCAGGCUCGUGUUGCACAUUUGUUAGGCUAAAUAGAUAUGUUGAAUUAUGCAAAAGAGAGAGACUUCUGACAACUAAGUCACAACAGGUGGAGUCCGAGUCCAUGUCAGAGUCGAGUCAUGAAAAUCGUGAGUCCUGGUCUCGAGUACUACAACACUGACAGCUACUCUCCUUUUGGGAACGUUUUAUUUGUGCAAAUUGAUUAUAUUACCUUACUUUUCUUGCUUGUUAGUGCUAAGUUUGGGCAGCGUUCAGGAUGCCUGGUUGUAUUGCCACCACCCAACUGACCUGAUUGAAGAGAGGUCAGUGAAGUUGAUGAAUACGGUGGGUGUAGUAGCUCCGUUCAACCACAAGAUGAAACUAUCGACCCUUAAUAAAAACAGAGUAAAAAGUUGCUUUCUUCCAUCCAGUGGAACCGUGAUGAACUGCUAAAACGGUCAAACCACGUCACAUGUUAGAGCAACACAUCACCAUUACUUCCUAAACAAAAUGGUAUGAAGAGGUAAGAAAAUCCUUCUUUAUGAAUCCUAUUGAUGUGAAUUUGCUACAAUGUGUGUAUGUAGUCCCGCACUAAGAGCCAUGUACAGUCUACAGAGUUGUUCUGUGGGGGGUCACGGAGUCGGCUGAUACCCCAUUUCAUGGGUGCGCACUCCAUAGGGAAGGCUGUACAGUGCCAUACAAACGUUCAAUACACAUUGUAGGCUGAAUAGUGAGGUGAAUUCCCACAGUCAAAGUCCCGCAAUAAGAGCUAUGACGCUAAUAUUUGUGUACACUCUUUAGAAUUGUAAUGUGGGUGUGACUGAGUUGGCUGAUAACCCGUUUCAUUGAUCCACACUCCAUAGUUAAGGCUGUACAGUGCUGUAUGUCCCCUUUGAAGUUUAAUACAUCCACAGAUUUUUUUUUAUAUAAAUGUUUAAUUAAACUAACUAAUAGUGGUUCCAAGCAUAGAGAUCCUAUUAAAUGAAUUGAGGGGCUAAGUCGUAAACCCUACAAAAUUCCGGAAUGGCCCGAAAAUGGCAACCUUUCUGGUCAGGGAGAAACCAACCCAGUCUGAUUAGUGCUCCCGAGUGGUGCAGCGGUCUGAGACAAUGCAUCUCAAUGCUAGAGGCGUCACUACAGACCUUGAUUUGAUUCCAGGCUGUGUCACAACCGG